Molecule: messenger RNA, 2478 nt
Organism: Aaosphaeria arxii CBS 175.79
Lineage: Eukaryota; Fungi; Ascomycota; Dothideomycetes; Pleosporales
Product: HET-domain-containing protein
Exons: 3
Coding region: 1-2478 (825 amino acids)
Source: RefSeq, a predicted model, not a curated record
AUGAAUCCAUCAUCUUCAUCACAUGGCAAAUCUAAGCCAUCAUUGAUCGUCACCCUACCUUCAAGAAUCUGCAGUACAUGUGCAGACAUCUCCUCAAGAUGGUGUGAGCCAACGAAAAAGCCUUCAAGUUGUGGAGCAGAGGGCGACUUCGAAGGGCUAUGGCCUACCGAUGAGCAAUGCUGGACACCCCGUGAGCUUCGUACAAGCGCUCGACGUUGUGCGUGCUGCCAAUUCCUCCUUCGCUCCAUAGAAUCGAGCCCUUGGAUGUCCCCUCAAGACGAUGACUAUAUCGGACUUGGCUCGCAUAUCGUGGGGUCAACGCACGGCAGCCCGGCCCAGCGGGAGCAGGAGGCAAUGCAAAGACACUACUUGGGCAGUGGAGGCGCUACUCAGUACAUAAGAUACUACAGGCCACGACUUCGAAUCUACCGGAAAAGUGGCGAUAACAAGGAUUACCCAUAUGUUCCCAGUGAUUUUGUUGCUCUUCUACCACUCGCUGAAAAGCCGGAUGGCGCCAACGCAGAGGGUUCUCUACCAUUUCAUGGGCGUGUUGUUGGAGAGAGAACUGACUUCGACAUGGCUCGAGAAUGGCUCAAAUCUUGCACUGACAGCCACCACCCAAUCGGCGAUAACGUCAGAAAAGGUGGGAGAGGUUUCGGCGGAGGUCUUUUCAGCGGAUAUUCAAACCAGAGACAAGACGGUUGUCAGCCUGUACCGUGUCUAGCAAUCCCGCAUUUUCGCCUGGUCGAUGUCGAGAAACGAUGCAUCGUUCUUGCGCAGCCUGAAGAUACAUAUGCGGCAUUAAGCUAUGUAUGGGGCAAUUCAAAACGGCUGCUGCUUCUCACAGACAACCUCGAGGAACUGUCAACACCCGGGGCUCUUUCUCCUGACCGGGAUACAGUUCCCAAGACCUUUCUUGAUGCUAUCAUUGUAGCACAGCAACUCAGUAUUCGUUUUGUUUGGAUUGAUGCCAUCUGCAUCCUACAAGAUAAUCAAGAGCAAUUGGUAGAACAUAUGGAUCUCAUGGAUAAGAUAUACAGUUCUGCAAGCCUGACUAUUGUAAGCGACACGGCGAGCGCAGAUUCGGGUAUACCAGGUGUUGGCAUGCUUCGUGGACCUGAGCAAGCGACUUUCACCAGAGGCCGACGGACAUACAUAAGUUCCAGGCAAACGUUCGGCGCGGCGCUUCAAAGUUCAUGCUGGGAGAGCAGGGCUUGGUGCCUCCAAGAGAAGGUGUUCUCCAAGCGUUUGCUUAUUUUCACCGAGUCACAAACGUUCUAUCAUUGCACGCGAUCUACCUGGUUUGAGGAUACCGUUCUAGAAUCACACGAAUAUACCGGCGGAAGUGUGUCCAUUGCUGAGAGAUCGGAUCCUUCCGUCAAAAAGAUGAGAGAUCCUCACUAUACCGCCUACGAAGCUCAUCGACCUUUGUUCGGGCGUAAUUUUUGGUCACUAAUAGAGCUCUACACCCGUCGACAGCUGUCUUUCGAAAGUGAUACGAUCCGUGCAUUUAGUGGGAUUUUGAACUCGGUCGAAGAUCAGCAUGGCCCGUCCCAUUGGGGGGUUCUACAGUCCGAGUUCAACAAAGGCCUCAGUUGGUCAAUAAGCGGGAGAACACCCAACUUACGCCGCAAUGAAUUCCCUUCAUGGUCUUGGGCUGGCUGGAGGGGCAACGUUGAGGGUGUUCGGCUUCGUUUUCUUAGUGCUCAUCGCAAUUGGCACGACCGAUGGGACGUUGUGUUUUUCUACUACCAUAAGACCGAGAGUAUGGAACAUGAGCUUCGGCCUAUUUAUGUUGAUCGUCCGAAAACACCCAAAGUCUCGUCUUCGAAUAAGGAGAUCGUUUCCACUACGGAGAAUACACCAGCUUCUACCGAAACCAAGCCUAAUACAUCUGCAGCUACUACAACCACUGAAACAGCUGCCCCUGGCAACAUUGCACCUACUUCAUUAUUUGGUCUUCCGCUAUCAAGCCCUCCGCAGCAAGAAGAACUUGAAAGAAGAGAUGGAACCUGGAUGAUUCCGGGCCAUCCAGGUGAAGAAGACUUCGUCGCCAAGGACCUACCACCCUUUACACACGUACCAGAGACCAUGCCGCCACUAUCACACAUCCUCCGAUUCUAUACAAGUGUAGCUACGCUUGAAAUUGAUGCAAAUCCCGAUCCCGCUCGCGAUCCUUGGACAGGGGGUCAAGGUACAAGGCACGCGGUACGACUACCUGGUUCCAAUGAGGUCGUUGGCCACAUAGAACCUGUGGCCGAAUGGGUUGGAAAGAUGACAGUCGCAGAUUUUGCCUUCAUAUCCAAUGGAUUCCAUCCUCCGUCUGAUAGUAUGGAGUAUUCAAGCCCAGCUUUAUUGCAUGUUCUGAUACUGGAGGGUGAGGGAGAAGUGAAGACGAGAGUGAGGUCCACAGAGUGCUGGGAUAUUUACAAAUGGAGAAAGGCCUGUCCAAAGUGGAAAGCAGUAACGUUGGCCUGA